CCUGCCCUAGUCCUCUAGUCCCCAAACUCCCAGUCCCCUGUGCCUUUUCCUGCGAUAACAUGCUGUUCUUCACCCUCCUGCUAGCGUUCAUUUGGAUCCUGGCUGCAGACAGGGGUCAACACUGGACAUAUGAGGGCCCACAUGGUCAGGACCACUGGUCUGCCACUUACCCUGAGUGUGGAGGCAAUGCCCAGUCUCCCAUCGACAUCCAGACAGACAGUGUUACAUUUGACCCAGAGUUGCCUGCUCUACAACCUCGUGGAUAUGACCAGCCUGGCACGGAGCCUCUAGACCUACACAAUAAUGGCCACACAGUGCAACUCUCUCUGCCCCCUACACUGUACCUGGAAGGAUUCCCCCGAAGAUAUGUAGCUGCCCAACUCCACCUGCACUGGGGUCAGAAAGGAUCCCCAGGGGGAUCGGAGCAUCAGCUCAACGGCGAAGCCACAGCUGCAGAGCUUCACAUUGUACAUUACGAUUCUGAUUCCUACCACAACUUGAGUGAGGCUGCUCAGAGGCCCCAGGGCCUAGUUGUCCUGGGCAUCUUCAUUGAGGUGGGAGAGACCAUGAAUCCAGCUUAUGAGCACAUUCUCAAUUAUCUGCAUGAAAUCAGGCAUAAAGAUCGGAAGACCUCAGUGCCUCCCUUUAAUGUGAGAGAGCUGCUCCCCACACAGCUGGAGCAGUUCUUCCGUUACAAUGGCUCGCUAACCACGCCCCCUUGCUACCAGAGUGUGCUCUGGACAGUCUUUCAUCAAAGGGUACAGAUUUCCAAGGGCCAGCUGGAAAAGCUUCAGGAGACACUGUUCUCCACUGAAGAGGACCCCUCCAAACUCCUGGUGCAGAACUACCGAGCUCCCCAACCUCUCAAUCACCGAUCGGUCUUUGCUUCUUUCAUUCAAGUGGGAUCCCUAUAUACCACAGGUGAAAUGCUGGGUCUAGGUGUGGGAAUCUUGGUGGGCUGUCUCUGCCUUCUGCUGGCUGUUUAUUUCAUCGCUAGGAAGAUUCGGAAGAAGAGGCUGAGAAACCCUAAGAGUGUAGUUUUCACGUCAGCACGAGCCAGAGCCACCACCGAGGCAUAG
This is a messenger RNA of Chrysochloris asiatica (Cape golden mole), 1079 nucleotides long. RefSeq names its product carbonic anhydrase XIV (gene CA14). The record is from RefSeq and is a predicted model, not a curated record. Gene Ontology annotation, molecular function: zinc ion binding; carbonate dehydratase activity. The transcript has 11 exons. Gene Ontology annotation, cellular component: plasma membrane. Bases 60 to 1079 code for a protein of 339 amino acids. Lineage: Eukaryota; Metazoa; Chordata; Mammalia; Afrosoricida; Chrysochloridae.